Molecule: messenger RNA, 782 nt
Organism: Sesamum indicum (sesame)
Lineage: Eukaryota; Viridiplantae; Streptophyta; Magnoliopsida; Lamiales; Pedaliaceae
Source: RefSeq, a predicted model, not a curated record
AUAUUGUCAGUAAAAUUCAAACUCGUGACGUUGUAACAAAAAUUUAUUAAUGAGGUAACCACUGAAGCAGGUGUUGGUAGCGCAUUUAUGAUUCUCUUAUCCCUUCCCUUCGCAAUCCCAUGCACACACCUUCUGCAGCCUAUUGAAAUGCCAAUGCACUGUUUUCUAUAAAUGGGAUACUCUGGAGAGACAGACAUCUCUUCAAGCUUCAAACAUAGCCUCUCACCCCUCUCUGGAGAUCUGCUGGUUGAAGAGGAAUGGAGGGCGUAAACGUAUCUCAAAAUGGUACAACCAACCAUGCACAAGAUACAAGAAAAUCAUUCUCUUGUCUGUAUUGUUCAAGGAAGUUUCACAGUUCACAAGCUUUAGGUGGCCAUCAAAACGCUCACAAAAGAGAGAGAACCGCCGCGAGGAGAAGCAAGAGGACUACUUCCGAUUACGCCCUAAUUAACAGCCUCUCACCGCCGGUGGUGUUUUCUCCCAACUAUCCGAUUGGAUAUUUCAAUCCUUCCGCCUGUACCACCGCUGACGGCGGCGGUUUAUCGCAGAGCCACCAAAAGGCGGCGGACCUAUUUGGGUCCCGGUUUGAGAAUGCUGUGUUGUACAGAGGCAAGUAUGGAGAUGAGGUGGAUGAAUGGAGCGAAGGUAAUGCGAAGCUUGAUUUGUCGCUUCAUCUGUAGACAAAUAUGAAAAGUCUCUUUUUUCCUUUAAUUGUCUUCGAUUUUGGUUUCAUGAUUUACUUGAAUUUUGAAUCAAUUGACAAAAUAUCAAUGCAUCAUCUA